UAUACAUGUCAUACAUAAUUUUCUCAACUGGCGGGUGAUCAAAAUUCGUCCAGUUUGUUGUCAUUAGUUACCAGUAAGUUUGCCUCGUUUUAUUCAGCAGUUCGUAAUGUUCACUGAUGAAGUGCUCGACGGAGAGGAGUUUAAGUCGUCAUGGAAACGAGAGAGAUCAACCAAGUCAAGUGGCUCGCAGACAAGUGAAAUACUGACCGGUGAAUCAGAUGCACAAACGUCAUAUAAAUCCAAUGCAAAGGUUCAGACAGACCCCAUCAAGGAGAAGAAGUUUGAACUUGCUGCAGAUAACUCACAGGCUUUUCAAGACUUUAUAGCGAGAGUGACGCCAGAUAUCUGCCAUGUGUUAGAGCGGAACGCCCGCAGUCAUGCCUUCGAUGGUUGGGAUGUGAAUUGGGAAGAGGACACAGAAGCCGUCACCUGCCAGUAUAAGCUAUGCCACGCCCCUUUGAGGGGAGAGCUACAGUGCACACGCGUAGCAUGGAACUGCACCGGUUCCUCACUUGCUGUAGCCUAUGGACGCAUGGACCAUCAAGACUGGUGUACGCACAGAGGGUCAUUGUGCAUUUGGAAUAUAGACUUAAAAUCGAUUGACAGAGAAAAGGCCGAUACAGUUGUGGAUGUCAAUAGUUGCUUGAUGUGCUUGGCGUAUCAUCCUGAGAAACCAUCCGCAAUUGUAGGUGGGAACUUCAAUGGAGAAGUAUUGUUAUGGGAUCUGACAAGGGAAGAUGACGGUCUCCUGGCAACAUCUGGCAUCGGAGAUGACUCACAUCGAGAGCCAGUCUCAGAGGUCAUGUGGCUCCAAGAUCCUAAAAGAUCAAACAAAUAUAAUAUUGUGAGUGUCAGCAGCGAUGGGCAGGUAUUGGUGUGGAAGGUCAACGCGAGAAAAGGAGCCCUGGAACUGGUAGAGGGAUUCCUGCUAUUGGCCAGCAGUCUACCAGCCAUGCUCGGCCAACCCAAGGCCAAAGGGGAAGGAGAGAUGGGCGUGAACUGUAUCUCCUAUGUCUCGGAAGACAAAAGCCAGUAUAUGAUUGGUUCGGAGUCGGGUGGAGUCUUCAAGUGUUCCAUGAAUUCCACAGUUCCGGUGCCAACAACCGAGGUGCUGCGUAGUGUACCUCUCCACAAUCCCGUUGUCUUUGCCUUCCACCCCCACCAUGGCCCAGUCCACUCCAUCGAUUGCUCCCCCUACCACCGUAACCUCUUUCUGACCUGUGGAAUGGAUGCAGAAGCUCGCAUUUACAGCAUGCUAGAGUCAAGGAGUAUCAUCUCUCUUGAGCCAUCAGCAGGAUACCUUUUCUGCGCCCGUUGGUCCCCAAUACGCCCUCUUGUACUUGCGGUGGCCUCUAGUGAGGGCAAGCUCCUCAUCUAUGAUCUGAAGACGAGUCGCAUCAAUCCAGUGCAAACACUUGAGGCAAGCCCCAAGAAGAGUGCUUUGCACACCCUGGAGUUCAACAAGAAGUAAACAUGUUUUUUAUUUUUGUUCUAGGAAGAAAACGGGAGGGGUUGAAAGAACAUUUGGACAGGCUACUCAUUUCUCAAAAUUCUCCACUGAAAAUCAGCUGGAAUUUUCUUUUGUUCGCUCCGGGAGCAUCAAGCCCCAAGUACAAUAAUAGUGGCUUGGCUCUACCUUUCUGUGCUG
Messenger RNA from Acanthaster planci (crown-of-thorns starfish), 1648 nucleotides. RefSeq names its product WD repeat domain 34 (gene wdr34). The record is from RefSeq and is a predicted model, not a curated record. Lineage: Eukaryota; Metazoa; Echinodermata; Asteroidea; Valvatida; Acanthasteridae. Gene Ontology annotation, cellular component: cytoplasmic dynein complex; ciliary plasm. Gene Ontology annotation, molecular function: dynein light chain binding; dynein heavy chain binding. Gene Ontology annotation, biological process: intraciliary transport.